Molecule: messenger RNA, 4768 nt
Organism: Gigantopelta aegis
Lineage: Eukaryota; Metazoa; Mollusca; Gastropoda; Neomphalida; Peltospiridae
Exons: 17
Coding region: 231-4547 (1438 amino acids)
Source: RefSeq, a predicted model, not a curated record
AAAGAACGUGUUUUGCAAAGUUUUGCUUAUAAAGGUUGCUAAUGAAUUUGACGAACAAAUAGCAUGCCAGCGAUCAGCUUAUUUGUGUAAACAUGAAUGGUUCUAGUGAUAACUUGAACAUUUGCACCACAUGUUUACAUCAGUUUUAUCUUCUGAUCGACAAAUGCAUGAAUGAUCUGGAGCCACUGUAAAAGUUUAGAUUUUCUGUUGCUGCUCUCAAAUAAAAAGCCAUGUCUAGGCGGCCCAAAAGAAGUAACAAGGAAUAUCAUUCAGUGGAGGUUGAAAAUAUGACCGAUGAAUUUGAUCCAGAUCAGACUCUUAAUGUGGACAUGACCUCUGCACUUGCGAACAUCAAGCAGAAAGGUUUCCAGGGAGCACAGAGAUCUGUAAACCAUACGAGGUGUUCUUCUGCCACUAUCGCCUCAUCCAAAAAUAGAGCCAGGCCAAAGAAAUUCUUUGAGAUGGAGGCAUUUUUGACCAUCGAUUCAACUCCAAAGAAUAAACAAUCAUAUUGCAUGGAGAUGAAAACUAACACAACACCAGUGUAUAGUGAGGAAUAUCUUCCUGAUGUGGAAUUAAUUAAUUCUGAUAAAUUAUGUAAAAAGCAGUCAUCAACCUCUACACAUAAUUUUCAGUCACGACCAUCAUUAUCACAUGGAGCCUCCAAAUCACAAUCACCUACUAAGAUGACUAGCGGGCCGUGCACACAGUAUCCGAGUAAGAUUAACUACCACGUCAAGAUGCCAUUCAAACACUGUGUCUACAGGACACCCAGCAAACAGCAGGUUGGAGUGACUACACCUUCUCAAGGCUUGAAGGAGCGGACUGCCUUUGCCACGCAGCAGGUCAACAAAAUAUUGGCUCAACAAAAGCACCAACCGACAAAGAAAAUAAAAGGAAAACUUCAAGUUGGAAAGUUGAAACCAUUAUAUCCUGUCCACAAAGAAGGGCCUUCUAUGAAGUAUUGUAGAGGAAUUGUUGCAGACACACGUUGUUACAGUGCCAGCCCGAGUCGCACGCUACAGCGUCAGAGGAGACUGAUUUGUAACAUAAACAACAUGAACAUUACCCGCCGUAUGACCGAACCAGAAUUACGCGAUACGUUGCAUUUGAUGUCGCCUAACUUUGAUGAAAACGCACACCUGUUGUAUAGCAGAUCGGGUUCUGUAACUUCUCAGGAUGAUGUAUAUCAAAUUGAAAGACCUUUGUCACUCAUCAGUAUAUCUCCACUUUCAUUUGAUCAAGAUUCAAGUGUUCCGACACCAGAGAUGAAAACUCCAGCACCUUCCCCAAAACCCAUACCAGGACACCCAGGAGAGGAUGAAGAUCAAACGAGAUUAUCAGAAGACAUGAAUAUGAAGAAACAAGAGGAGACCGUAACAAAGAAAACUGUCAAACCAGAGGUUGAUGAUCAGGCUGGGAUGGAAGAUGCUUUGACUAAAGCUUCUCAAGAGCUGAUUGGUGCUGUAGAUGACAUACAACAGAAACUCUUUCCAUCCUUCGAGGACACAGCGUCCAGGGAAAUAGAGGUUGUGGCAAGAGCCCAGACGGUGAAUAAUAGUAAUGCUGUAAGUGAUUAUGAUGAACCUGGUGUGCCUGAUCCGGUUAAGAAGAAGGUAGACAUUAAUAGAGGUGGAAGAGCCAAAGAAUUUAUAUUUAUUACAGAAGAGGCCGAUGAAUCUGACAAAGCUAACACAGGUUCUGAUGUUCAAAGGUCGACCAUUGCAGCAGAAUCGGACAUCAGUGUUAAAUCCGGGGGACGGUUAGAAAGUGCGGAAAGCCUAGACCAGCGACCACGAACCAGUGGAAGCUCGGUCCACAGGGUUAGCAGCUCCAAGUCUGUGAGAUUUGUGGACGAGCAAGACGAAACUGUUUUGUCCAGUGGGUAUCCUCGGAAACCUCAGCUAAAACCAGCACGCACAUCUUGCAAGCCAUACGGAUUGUAUGGCACGGCUAGGACACACGAUGGAGAUGAUGACAAAGAAAACAUUCCCAGAAAAACAUUAUGUCCUAGUGUUCAUAUGGAAGGUAAAGGAGCUGGAAUUAGGUCAGCUUCCAGCAGUACAACAAUUCCAGAAUCCCAGACUAAUCAAGGAAAUGUAGAUGGUUUGGAUCAACCAUUCUCAGAUACAGGUUCACAGGACAUGCAAGGAAAUGUAGAAAGUUUGGAUCAGCCAGCCUCUGAUAAAGAAACAUCUGCAUUAUUAAAUAUGUCAAAGUCUGCUGCAUCAGCCACAUCUGAGGAUGGUCAGGUUAAAGUUAAUAAUUCUGAGACCAACUCAAAGGAAUCCAUUUUGUCUAAAGUUAAUAAUUCUGAGACCAACUCAAAGGAAUCCAUUUUGGCUAAAGUUAAUAAUUCUGAGACAGACUCAAAGGAAUCCAUUUUGUCUCAGAUACAACGUAGAGAGAUGCAACCAUUGGUCAUAGAACUUGCUGAGAGCAAACUGCUUGAUGAAAGAACCAACAGUUACAGUGUAUCGGAAUGCUCUACUGUUCUGGGUGUUCUGGAGAAGUAUCCAGAUCUUUGUAAGUAUUUGAAGGUGGAAAAUAUAUCUGGACGAGGGGCAGAAUCACCAGCUAAUUCUUCAGAAGCAGCUGCCGUGGAAAUGGAGCAGUCUGGGUCCCAUCCAGCUUUUAAAAUAACUUUUUCGACUUUCGAGCCUGACAAAACUGACCGUCCAUCUUCUGCUGAAAAUAAAAGUCUUCAAGACCAAAGUACAACAACUGAGGUGAGUUCCAAACACUUGAAGAAAAGGAGGAGGAGGAAAGUAAAAGUCAAUGAUCAGGUCACCAAAUUAAACCAGGCUUGUUCUUCAACUUCUGGAAUUCAACAUGCCUAUGUAGCAAGCACCAGACAGAACUUCCCUUCAGAUAUUUUAGACUGUAGACAUGGAUCAUCAACUAAGGCUUCAGACAGUAAUUCUGUUCCAGUAAGGAGGUCAUCCAGCCCGUCUUGUCGUGUGCCCUUAUCUUCCAGAAGAUGGCGUCCAAGCAGUGCUUGUUCCAGUAGAUCGCAACCUGACAGUCCAUCAUCCACUAGGAUUCGGCCGAGCAGUGCAUGUCCCAGUAAAUCAAGUCCAAGCAUUACAUCUUUCAGAAAGUCUCGUCCCAGCAGUGCACCUUCCAUUCCAUCGUAUGCAAACAGAAGAUCAUCAAAUCCGUCUGCCACAAGUAACUUUACUCGGCUAACUCCGACAAGUCCAACCUUUCUUCAGAAACGUCGUCUGCAAGGACAGAACACAAAGGUUUCGGACCCAGGUGAAAAAUCAACUGGCGAGACUAAUGCCACGUCGUUUAAUGAACUUCAGAACCAGAUAGACAUUAUUCAGUCGGAGUUGAGAAGAAACAUAGACGAAAAUGCACUACUUCUGUCCACAACUGAGCAGUUACGAGAAAGUCUGAAGACACCAAGCAGUCCCACUUCUGUAGAUGAUGCAGACAUGUCCGGUAACUCUGAUCUCGACUCCGCAGUUUGUGAGGAGACUUCUACAUUGAUUGGUUCUGCCUCCAAUACCGGUGAUUUUUAUCUAGAAUCUGAUGAGGAUUAUGAAAAUCUGCUGUUGUCUUACCGCAAAAUGUGCAUGAAUAUCAGUGAGGGCUCUGUUGUAAACGAACAAAUCAGCACUCCAAAAUGCAAAACACCAGAGUCGACCAGAGCUGGAAAGGACAACAGUGGCAGAUUUAAGUUGGAAAGGAAGGAUGAAGAGAGGAAGUCUGCGAGUGAAACCAGCCCGAAGAUGUUAUCAGAGGUGAUUGACAGUGGCUGUGAGAGUGAGCCAGUGACGGAAGCUGUUGGUGUGGAUCACACUGGAGAGGUCACCGACAAAGAGAAGAUGAAUCUGUUAGAAGAAACCUGUCAGACUCAGCCUGAACAUAAGAUGGAUAGUGCAUCAAUCACAAAAAAUGGAUGUUCUAGUCCUGAAUUGGAGGUCAUUGCUACCACGAAAAAACUUUCAAAAGCUAAGGUAAAAGUUAAAUGUCUGAGGCCGUCUGCUCCGUUCCCACCGCUCUGCUUCUCAGUGAAUGCUCGCCCGCCACCUGGCUGUCUGUACUACUUCUCUUACGGAACGGACAUGAACAUCAACCGAAUCUCCAACUAUAUCAGCCGAAAAGUGGAGAAUCAGUUCUGGGGACUCCUGUUUGGAUUCAGCUUGGUCUUCAACAAGAGAGGUUUUGACAGGGAGUCGGGUGGUUUUCCUAACAUUGAGUUCAGCCCGUCUAGCUCAGUGGAAGGCUGCGUCUAUCAGCUGACACCCAAAGAUGUGCAGGUCCUAGACAAAUGUAUUGGAUACCCAGAGCAUUACGAACAUGUGAUGAUUCCGGUGUGGAUGUCCAACUGUCGAGACCCGGACGUUCUGGGUGUAGCUCAGUACUGUGUUCCAGCUCUCACGUACAUCGCGCAAGACAAGUGGACUGAGAAAGGUUUGCAGCCCUGUGAGUUUGCUGUUUCACAGUGUUUGAAGAGUUCCGACCUGCUGACACCACAGUACAAGGAACACCUGGUGAAAAUGUCCGUGUCACCGCAAACAGUGGAAGCUUCAGAGUAGAUGCUGCGAUGGGAAAAUACAUCAUGAUGAAAGUGUUUUGUAACAUACAAUGUAAUGGUUAUAAAUACGUGACACAGGGUUAGUUCUGGCCCUCGCCAAAUUCACCAGUUGCAUUUCUUAAAAGCAGUUGGAAAAUUUUAUUUGAAUUUGGCUAAAUAAUUUCAUGUAAUCAUGGACAUUUUGUUAGAAAAUAACUGGGGUUCUGUAAUUUUUUUAAUUUA